Molecule: messenger RNA, 2552 nt
Organism: Zea mays
Lineage: Eukaryota; Viridiplantae; Streptophyta; Magnoliopsida; Poales; Poaceae
Exons: 6
Coding region: 286-2112 (608 amino acids)
Biological process (GO): DNA transposition
Molecular function (GO): zinc ion binding; DNA binding; transposase activity
Source: RefSeq, a predicted model, not a curated record
AUAUUAUUCAAGUUCACCUGUUUCGACUAGGCAAUCUGUGCUCUAAAAAUCACACUGUAUAAUUUGUAUCCUACCAAAUGAAAUCAACCAAUCUGUGCUCCACCCCGACAGGCGGCCAGGCGGCGGCUCCAUCCCGACGACGGCCAGGCGGCUUCUUCAUCACAGAGGACAUGACGCCACCAGGUCAAAGAGUAGACCCUUUUUGGCUUCUUGCAGGGGCGAUUGAGGGCAUAUUGUUCAAGGAAAAGAGAAGAAGGGUGUAGAUGGAGGAUACAUGCUUCGACAAUGAAGGAUAACGUGACGAUAAAGGUGAAGAAGAACCCACAUCGACAUGGUUGUUCUAGUUUAAGAAGAAGUAAAACUGUGAAGAAUGCAACUAAAUUUUGGGUCUGUGAAAUUGUGAAAGAUUGGAUCAUGGAGGAUGCAAGGUUGACAGCUAAAGAAUUGCAGAGGAGGAUAAAAGAUAAGCGUAAGGUAGAUGUGCCUUACAAAAGAGUGUACGAUGGUAUGCUUCUUGCCCAAACACAACUAUUUGGUAGUUGGGACAACAGCUUUAAUAACUUAUAUAGGUUCAAAAAAGAGGUAGAAAGAUGUUGUCCUGGUAGUGUUGUAGUGAUUGAUAAUCAUAUGGUAAAUGAGAAGAUCCGGUUCAAUAGACUAUUCUUUGCUAUGAAACCAUGCAUAGAAGGUUUCCUUAGAGGGUGCAGACCAUACUUAGCAAUUGAUAGUACAUUUUUGACAGGGAGAUUUAGAGGACAACUAGCUUGUGCAAUAGCUGUAGAUGGGCAUAACUGGAUGUAUCCAGUUGUUGUUGGAGUGUUAGACUCAGAAGCAAAUGAAAAUUGGAGCUGGUUUAUGCAGAUGCUUAGAGAUGCUAUUGGAACACCAGAAGGGUUAGUUAUUUGCACUGAUGCUGGACAAGGAGUGAUGGCAGGGGUUAAGGAAGUGUUCCCAAAUGCAGAACAUAGAGAAUGCAUGUUACAUUUGGUCAUGAACUUCAAGAAAAGGUUUAGUGGAAAGAUAUUUGAUGAUCAUCUUUGGGCAGCCGCAUAUACAUGGAGCCCAUACUUGUUUGAGAAGCACUGGACGACAAUGGAUGAAGCUAUGCCGGCAGCAAUGGCGUACAUAAGGCAAAACCAUACUAGGAUAUGGACAAGAAGCCAAUUUGGGACCCAUUGUAAGGUUGAUUAUGUGACCAAAAAUUUGGCCGAGUGCUUUAACAAUUGGAUUAAGAAGUAUAAGGGCUUGAAUUUGGAUGACUUGCUUGAUAAUAUACGACAACUUAUUAUGAAGAAGUGGGAUGUUAGGAGGACAAUCUCAAGAAAGAUGGAAGGGGUUAUUCUACCACGAAUCAUUAAGGACUUGAAAGAACAAAGCUUUAACUUAGAUAUGGAUGUUCAGCAUAGUGGGGAUACACUUGGAGAGGUGUCUGUAAAGGGUGGCAGUGGUUAUAAAUGUGUUGUCAACCUAGACAAAAGAACUUGUUCUUGUAGAAAAUGGGAUGUCACUGGUAUUCCUUGCAAUCAUGCAAUUGCAUUUAUUACAUCUCUCAACGAACCAUUAGAGAAAUAUGUUAACAAAUAUUACUCAGUUGAGACAUUUAGAGCUGCGUAUGACACUCUUAUCCCUGCCAUGCCUGACAAGUCCCAAUGGCCAGAAUCUGAUCAUGGCUUCUUCAUGCAUCCACCACUUCUAAAAUCUACAGCUGGUAGAAGACAUAAUGAGAGGUUCAAAGGAUGUUAUGAGGCAGGCAGUAGCACAAAAAAGAAGGGGUCACACCAGUGCCCCAUUUGCAAGUCAUAUGGUCACCGUUGGUACAACUGUAAGAAUGGUAACCCUGAAGACAUAGCUGCUAUGGUAGCUGUGAAGGGUCCUCCAAAGAAAAGGAAAAAGAAUGUUGAGCCAUCAUGUGAGAGUGCCAUCGUGAUCGCUGCCUCAACACCCAAGACAAUGCGUUUUCCUCCUAGCCAAGGUGCCUCAGGAAGCUUUGGUUCAAACUCUCAUAGGUCUGGACAUGGCUCAAAUCAACCUGACCAACUUGCCAUUGAGUAUCCCUUGUUGUCCUUAGCUGAAUCCACACCACCACCUCCAAACCGACAGCAAAGAAGGUGAAAACAAAAGAGAAGGCACAAGAGAAGGAGAAGGCGAAGGCAAAAGGAAAUAAAAAGAGACAAAUUCCACUACUACCUGAUAGUCCAGCAAUGUCUACUAGAAGCAAGACACCUCAAAGGCAAAGCCCUGCCUCAUACACCAGGGCAAAAAGAAAACUCUCGGACUUGAAUCUGUAGUGGAUGCAUUUUGUUAAGUCUGCACUUUUGUGUUGUAUUGUUUUGUGUGGCCUACAACUGAAUGCACUUUUGUGUGGCCUACAACUAGAUGCACUUUUGUGUGUUUUGCUAAGUCUGCACUUAGACAGGCUGCAGUUAUGUGUUGGUGUUAUGGACAAGAGUCUCUAUGGACAAUAUGGGUUGUUGUUAGAGAUCUCUUGUUGUUAUGUGUUGUAUGAACUGCACUAGUUUGGUAUGUGAAUCUGAACCAGUUCUGUUCUCAGA